UGUUUCGUGCGUCGUUGAGAGUCACUGAACCAGUUACAUUUGGACGGAUGGUCCGCCCCCAAAUUCUGAUGACCGUGGCCUGGAAUUCCCUAAAUCUCUCAAGUCCCCCGCCACACACGUCUUUUCCCCGUAUCUUGGCUGGCCCCAUUUACAGUCCCUCGUAGAGGCCGAACAGCUCGGGUUACCCUUUCUGUUAAUCCGGAGGUAGACUGGAGAAAUUCGGAUGCUAUAUAAUCUGUCGACUAUCAUGUCCUCAAUUUUUACGGUUUUCGAUGCUUCGAUCGAUUUUCACUUCUUUACGCUUCUAAGACGUGAUGUUUGGUAUUCCGAGGUUCUUUGGUUUCCGGGGCCGGUCUUUAAACUUGGCCAUCAGUUCCCUCGGAAGUCUUGAUUUCCUGCUUUUCGGUUAUGAUCAAGGUAUUACGGGUGGUCUACUAGACCUGCCGUCCUUCAUCAAGUAUUUUCCUGAUAUCGACAAUCUCGAUCAAACGGUCUCAGAUGCCGUACGAUCCCAACGCUCUACGAACCAAGGUAUCGCAGUUGCAUCCUACAAUUUAGGAUGUUUCGUCGGUUCUAUCUUAUGUAUCUUCAUCGGUAAUCCGCUUGGUCGACGCAAGACUAUUCUGUGUGGAUGUAUGACUAUGGCUACUGGAGCAUUACUGCAGUCUACAUCUUUCCAAUUGCCUCAAUUUAUUAUUGCUCGUAUUGUCACGGGUAUUGGCAAUGGUUUGAACACGAGUACAGUUCCAACAUGGCAGUCAGAAUCAUCAAAGGCACACGAUCGCGGCAAGAUGGUCAUGAUCGAAGGUUCGCUUAUUACCGGAGGCAUUUGUCUUAGCUACUGGAUCAAUUACGGCUUCUCCUUUAUCGGCGAAUUGGAGGUGGCAUGGCGUUUCCCCCUAGCAUUCCAAAUCCUCUUCGCAAUUGUAAUCUUCUUCUCUAUCCUUCAUUUGCCCGAGUCCCCUCGCUGGCUUGUGAUGCAGGGCCGAGAAGACGAGGCUCUGGAGAUCCUCGAAGCCUUGAACGAGAAGCCCCGAGAUGACCCCUACAUCGUGAACGAACUCAUCGCCAUUCAAGAAACGGUCAAAGAAAUGAACAAAGGCUCGUUUAGAAGUCUGUUCAAGAUGAGCGAGUAUCGCGAGUUCCACCGUGUUGUUCUUGCCUACGUCAACCAGAUGUUCCAGCAAAUCUCCGGUAUCAAUCUGAUUACGUACUAUGCACCCUCGUUGUAUAAGCAAAUCGGCCUUGGAGAAGGUAACCUUCCCAAGCUAUUGGCUGCCUGCAACGGCACUGAAUAUUUCAUGGCCUCCUUUAUUCCCAUUUUUAUUAUCGAAAAGGUCGGACGUCGGCCACUGAUGCUUUUCGGAGCUGCUGGCAUGUCAAUUUCCAUGGCUAUUCUCGCCGGUACGAACUAUCGCCUGACUCACUAUAAUGAGAGCGGUGCCGGUGUUGGCCAAGCAGUGUUCCUCUUUGUCUUCAACACGUUCUUUGCCAUUGGCUGGCUUGGUAUGACAUGGCUGUAUCCUGCAGAGAUUGUCCCACUCCGUAUUCGUGCUCCCACAAAUGCACUGGCCACUAGUGCCAACUGGAUAUUCAACUUCAUGGUCGUGAUGGUCACCCCAGUCGCAUUCGACAGCAUCAAGUACAAAACCUAUAUCAUUUUUGCCGUGAUUAACUUCUUCAUGUUCCCAGCCGUAUACUUCUUCUUCCCCGAAACCCGCUACCGUUCCCUGGAGGAAAUGGAUGCUAUCUUCAAGAAGUCUUCGAACAUCUUCGAUGUUGUGUCAAUCUCUAUCAAGGAGCCCUACCGCUAUGAUAAACACGGUCAGCUCAAGCCGGAAUACCUCGAGGAAGCUAUUCGUCGGGAGAGCGUUCAUCGCGAAAGUAUAGUGCACGAGGACUCGGGUGAGAAGUUUGAUAGUGAUGAGAGUGCUACUGAUAAGCCUGCGGCGAUUGGAUAUGAAGGUAAAUAGGGUUGAGAUAUAGAAUUAGUGCGUGACAGGAGAUAUGUAGUUAGGCAGGGACUUGGAUUGAACAGUUGAUGUUUGGUACAGUCCGUUAUAAAACUAGUGCGACCUUCUACACUCUUUAUGUGACUUUCUAGCCCCGCUACCAAGA
Penicillium brasilianum is the source of this 2118-nucleotide messenger RNA. Lineage: Eukaryota; Fungi; Ascomycota; Eurotiomycetes; Eurotiales; Aspergillaceae. The record is from the annotation of a GenBank genome assembly.